Plasmodium gaboni is the source of this 963-nucleotide messenger RNA. RefSeq lists its product as hypothetical. The transcript has a single exon. The coding region runs from base 1 to 963 and encodes 320 amino acids. Lineage: Eukaryota; Apicomplexa; Aconoidasida; Haemosporida; Plasmodiidae. The record is from RefSeq and is a predicted model, not a curated record.
AUGUUAAAUAAUUUACCAUGUAAUAGAAAAUAUUGGAAUUCAAUUUUGAGUGCUCAAAAAUACCAUUUGUGUAACAAGUGGUUAAGGUCUAAUAUAAAAAAAAGUGAUAUAUGUAAAAGAUACUUUGGUGUGUCAGGUAGUUAUGGAUACAGUAUUUUUUCGAAAGAAGGGAACAAUAAUUCAAAUGUAGGCAAAAAUAAUUUACAUGGAUAUGAAGAGAAAUGUUUAAUAAACAAUUUUAUAAAAAAAAAAAAUUUUUAUUUUACUAAAUGGCCUGGAAAAGUAUCUAAAUUAGGAGGUAAUUAUUUUUUUAAUAAAAAUUAUAAUAUGGGAUUUUAUCAUAUGCUUAUAGAAGAAGAAGGAAAAAUUAAAAAGGAUAUAGCAUUAAUAUCAAGUUGCUAUGAAAAAAGUAUUCAAAAUAAAACCAUCGAAAAUAAAAUGAAAGAUUUAACAUGUGGAUAUUCUGUUCAAAUUGUAUUAUCUGGUAAAGGUGUCAAAUGUUAUUACGAAGAUAUAAAUUAUACUCCUAUAAUACCUAAUUAUAAGAAUAAUAUAAAACAAUAUUAUACAUUUAAAAAGACACUAAAAGAUUUAAAAGUAAUAGAGAAUACAUCUGAAAAUAUUCAUAAUAAUAAUGAGGAAAACACACAUAAUGUCAAAUCGACUAGUAAUAAUAAUACUCAAAAUAAUUAUAGAACAAAAAAAGUCAAAAAAUUAUUUGUACGUUUAGGUAUAGGAACUAAAAAUAUUGAUAUUACAAGAGUAUUAACUAUGCAUAAAAAAUAUGUAAAUAUUAAUGUUGAUAAAACAGGUACCAUUGUUAAUGUAUAUGGAUAUAAUAAAAAAUAUGUCGGUUCAGUUGCAUAUCGUUUAUAUAAAAUUGUUAAAAUGAAUGUAUACACAAUGAAAGGUGGUUAUGUGUACCUCCAUAAACCAAAACAAAAAAUUCCAAAAAAAAAAUAA